This is a messenger RNA of Vigna angularis (adzuki bean), 2000 nucleotides long. RefSeq names its product auxin efflux carrier component 2. Gene Ontology annotation, cellular component: plasma membrane; endoplasmic reticulum. The transcript is spliced from 6 exons. Gene Ontology annotation, molecular function: auxin efflux transmembrane transporter activity. The record is from RefSeq and is a predicted model, not a curated record. NCBI's taxonomy places the organism in Eukaryota, Viridiplantae, Streptophyta, Magnoliopsida, Fabales, Fabaceae. Gene Ontology annotation, biological process: auxin polar transport; auxin export across the plasma membrane. Bases 139 to 1692 code for a protein of 517 amino acids.
CACCCUUUUCCCAAGUUCCUUUUGGUUGGUGUUAUAUAUAAAUAUACACUUUCUUUUGAAAUUAAACACAAGAAGAAAUUAACAACUUCUUUCCUUUCUCUCACCCUAUAGUUUGUCUACCCUUAUUUUGCUUCAACCAUGAUCAAAGGUAGCGAGCUGUAUGAUGUAGUGGCAGCCAUUGUGCCGCUCUAUGUGGCUUUGAUCUUAGCAUACGGCUCCGUCCGUUGGUGGAAGAUCUUCACCCCAGAACAGUGCCUUGGCAUAAACCGUUUUGUGUCUGUUUUUGCAGUGCCCUUCCUCUGUUUUCAUUUCAUAUCCAACAAUGACCCUUACACCAUGAACUUCAGGUUCUUAGCCGCGGACUCUCUUCAAAAGAUUGUGAUUUUGGUUGCACUUGUUCUGUGGAACUCUUUCACAAAGUGGGGUAGCCUUGACUGGACCAUCACACUGUUCUCACUCUCCACUCUCCCCAACACGCUCAUCAUGGGGAUUCCUCUUCUCAAAGCCAUGUACGGAGACUUCACUGCCACCCUCAUGAUCCAAAUUGUGGUUUUUCAGAGUGUGAUUUGGUACACACUCUUGCGGUUCAUGUUUGAAUAUAGAGCGGCUAAGCUACUCAUUCUGGAGAAUUUCCCUGAUACAGCAGGUACUAUAUCCUCCUUUAGGGUUGAUUCACAUGUCGGUUCUCUGGGUGGUCGAGAGAUGCUAGAAACUAAUGCAGAAACCGGAGAAGAUGGGAAUGUUCACGUGGUGGUGAGGAGCAUGUCACGUUCUGUGUCCGUUGCAUCAAACCUCACUGGGAUUGAGAUCUAUUCAGAGGAGUCAUCUAGAGAACCAAAGCUGGGAAGAUCACAUUUUAGUGUCACAGAUUUGCACCCACAUGGUCUCAAAAGAGAGAGAAUGUCGAAAAUUCAUGAAAAGAGUUUUCCAAGGAGCAAGAGCGUUGGUCAUCAUUUGGUUUCUCCGUAUCCGUUUCUGAAACCAACAGGGGACAAGGAGACAAACAGUAACAAGGGUUUGCACAUGUUUAUGUCAGCUUCACCAACUUCUGAUCCUAAUGUGAGACAUGCUGCGAAUAAUAGAGUUGGAUCUUACGAGUUUGAGACCAUGGAAUCUUCAAACGGUGUUGAUUUUGCAAGCGAAACUGGUUCAUCCAAAGUUGUGCCUGCAGAUGUUGAAAAUGAAGGUGUUGUAUUGAGGAAUCAGAUGAACGGCAACAGUGAAGGAGAUUCAAACAGAAGGACAGAAAUGCCUCGUGCUAGUGUCAUGAUAAAGCUUAUUCUCACCAUGGUUUGGAGGAAUCUCAUAAGAAACCCUAAUACCUACGCAAGUGUUUUGGGUCUUGUUUGGUCUCUCAUAUUUUCUAGAUGGAACUGGAAGAUGCCAUCUAUAAUAAAAGGUUCCAUAGACAUAAUAUCUAAUGCUGGGUUGGGAAUGUCCAUGUUCAGUUUAGGUCUGUUCAUGGGAUUACAACCGAAAAUCAUUACUUGUGGGAAAACCCGAGCUAUGAUUUCAAUGUUAGUUAAGUUCUUGGUUGGUCCAAUGGUGAUUCUUGCAACCUCCAAAGUCAUGGAUAUCAAUGGAGUUCUUUUAAAAGUUGCAGUGGUCCAGGCUUCUCUUCCAGCGGGUAUUAUUCCCUUUAUAUUUGCCAAAGAAUAUAAUCUCCAUGCAGACAUACUAGGCACAGCGUAAGGUUAUCUUUGGAAUGGUGGUUGCUUUACUAGUAACAAUAGUAUACUACGUGAUUCUUUGACUCAAACUUUUCUUAGAAAAACAACUAUGCUUUGAAGAGAAGCAUUAUGCUGCGAAUCGAAAUACAGAUUGUAGUAGUGUUAAAUUUAAUUUUUUGUUUACAUUAGGAUUGGAGUAUGGUUAAAUUUAAACACCUUUAGUUUAUUUAAUUUUAUUUUAAAAUUUAUAUAAUUGUAUUUUCUUUAAAAAAAGAGACCGUUACACUUCUCUUUGGAAACAUUUUUAUCUGUGAAAACUUUCUUUCAUUA